GAGCUCAACAGAUGUAAGCAGCCCUGUCUUCUCUAACCUCUCAGCUCAAAUAUGGGACACUUCAAGACACGAGUAUUGAUCAUCUCCUGCUUAUUGUUUACGUGUUAUGAAGCAGAAAAAUUAAAAACCAGAGGUCUGCGCCAGAAGGAUGUUGACUACAUAGAGAAAUAUUCCAGCUGCCUCCAGGGUCCAGCAGGCACCCCGGGAAGGGAGGGAAAUCCAGGAGUGAAUGGAAUUCCAGGUACUCCUGGUAUACCGGGCCGGGAUGGUGCAAAAGGAGAGAAGGGUGAGUGUGUGACAGAGAGGUUUGAAGAGCCAUGGAAACCCAACUACAAGCAGUGUGCCUGGAACGCUCUCAACUACGGCAUUGACCUGGGCAAAAUUACAGAGUGUACGUUCACUAAGAAGCAUGCAGACAGUGCUCUCCGUGUGCUGUUCAGCGGCUCACUCAGGCUGAAGUGUAAGACAGCUUGUUGCCAGCGCUGGUACUUCACUUUUAAUGGGGCAGAAUGUGCUUCUCCGCUGUCUAUAGAGUCCAUCAUUUACCUGGACCAGGGAAGUCCAGAAUUCAACUCCACCAUCAACAUACACAGAACCACGUCAGUUGAAGGUUUAUGUGAAGGAUUGCGGAAAGGCCUGGUGGAUGUUGCGAUCUGGGUGGGAACCUGCGGAGACUAUCCACACGGAGACGCUUCCACCGGCUGGAAUUCUGUUUCCCGCGUGAUCAUAGAAGAGCUUCCUCUGAGCAGCUGAGUCCAGAAACGUCCAAGCACUUACUGUCCUAUGACAUUCUGAAUUGCUUACUACACUCUUCUAAAGGUUCUUUAUUGGCUUUGAUGGUUCCAUGGAACCUUUUAAUUCCACAAAAUGUUCUUUAAAGUUCCAAAAAGGUGGUUUUUCACAGUGAUGCCAUAGAACCAUGAUCUUUGGUUCCUUAGUUCUCAAAAUAAUCUUUUUUUCUUAGUGUGCUGAACAUUUGAAUCAUCUAAACCAGGAGUCUUCAAACAGUCUGGUUCAUAAUGUCAAUGGCAGCACCAUUUUACAGUUACAGUUUCACUGUUUCCGCAGUAUAAAGUGAGCAAAACAACAGAUCUGUGCACAACACCACGCUCAGGUCAUUACUGUAUAUCUUUAUUUAGAACCAUUCAAACCCUUUUCAGAGACAUAAAUCACUAUAAGAGCUACAGAUGAUGAGGUUAUUUUUACUUUAUUGGUAUCAAUAGUUUCACAAAGAAUCUUUACCAUCCAUGGAUCCUUUUCAUUUCACAAAAGGUUCUUUAGAUUAUUAAAACGUUCUUCACACUCAGAAAAAAACAUGGUUCUUUUAAGAACUGUUCACUCUUUGGGAAGUUUUUGGGAAAAAGAAAAGACUUUUGGAAUCUCUACUUCCUUCAACCCUUGAUUUAUUUCUAAGAAGUACUUCUGCAGCAUUUGUUUGCAGAUGUCACUUGGUUUGAUAUUUUGUGACGUUAUAUUUAAGUUGAACAGCUCUCUCUUGAGUUCUGCCUCUACAAGCAAGGGCUGAAACAAUCACAUAACCUUGGAUAGUAGUGACAGACUCUUAAAACAAACUACAGCAAAAGAAAGUUUGUAAGUAAUUAUGUUUAACAAUUCGAGUCUGGACAGCUUCUGUAAAAACUCUGAAUACAUUUUAUUGGCUAACUUUAAAUGUCAAUAAAGUUUUUUAAAGAACUCCUAACUUGGGUUCAUGUUCUUCAAAGAGCGUCGAGUAUUAACCUAUGAGCGUAACCAAUUUUAAGGCCAUGAAUUUGAGCUCAUUAACACAAAUGUCAGCAAUGAGCCUGAAAUGUCAGAUUCAGGAAAUCUGUGUGUGCUUGUGAUUGGAGGAAAAAAGCCUGAGGUUUGAACAGGACACAGCAGCAAUCAACAUGGAUCUAAACAUGAAGUAGACUUAUACACAUAAAACAGUUUUACCAUUGAUUUCCCCUGAUGACUUACGAUUAAGGCUGGGCAAUAUAUAGCUAAAAACAAAAACAAAUGGUGUCACAAUUUUUCUAACAAUAUUUGAAAUACAGAUCUCAAAAUGUAUACGUUUGGUCUGAAACGGCAGAAAAGACAUUUCUAAUGUUACAGUAGAUUCCUAUUUCAAGAAAUGCUGUUACUUUGAUCUUUCUAUUAAUCAAAGAAUCCUGAAAAAAAAAAA
Carassius auratus (goldfish) is the source of this 2164-nucleotide messenger RNA. Its product is annotated as collagen triple helix repeat-containing protein 1. The transcript is spliced from 4 exons. The record is from RefSeq and is a predicted model, not a curated record. The coding region runs from base 52 to 753 and encodes 233 amino acids. NCBI's taxonomy places the organism in Eukaryota, Metazoa, Chordata, Actinopteri, Cypriniformes, Cyprinidae.